Sclerotinia borealis F-4128 is the source of this 384-nucleotide messenger RNA. NCBI's taxonomy places the organism in Eukaryota, Fungi, Ascomycota, Leotiomycetes, Helotiales, Sclerotiniaceae. The record is from the annotation of a GenBank genome assembly.
AUGGUAGAUAGCUGCAUGGUCGCAUACGCAAUUACCCAGAGCGCGGCCACUAAUAAAGAAGACAAAGCCCCUAUUGAAAUACAAACAUUCUCUCUUCCAUGCAAUGAGGGAGCCAACGUACUCAACAAGAACAAUUGGCAUAGUCUCAGCGAAGACUUCGACAUCGAUACUUUUGGGGGAAAGGUCGCGUCUGGUUUUAAGAAUGUUAAGUUAAGCGUUGAAGCAUAUGGAGAUUUGAUAGGGCCGGGGCAUACUCCUGUCAUCAAGAUUGGAAAUGAUGAGUUGACGGUUACGAAUACAAAUACCGUACCGACCGACUGGGUAUCGUCUGAUGGGUUCCAGGGGCAGGUACUUUGGGUGGCUAGUUAUCCUUGCAAGGACUAG